AUGGCUUCCAAUUCUCUUUAUGAUAUGCUUGUAAAUGACUCUGACUUAUCUGAAUCUAAUGAUGAUUUGGAGAUGCUCAAAGCUGUUACUAUGGAUGAAGAACUACUAGAUAGUGAGAUAGGAUCAAGCUCACGUCGUGGUUUUGUUCGAGGUCGUAAAGUCAUUCAUCGUGAUCAUAUUCAAGGUCAUGAAAGGCUUUUUCUCGACUAUUUUGCUGAAUCACCGGUAUAUCCUCCUGAGUUAUUUCGAAGGAGGUUUCGGAUGAAGCGUUCACUUUUUCUUCGAAUUCAAGUUGUAGUAGAAGCGCACGAUCGAUACUUUCUCCAAAAAAGAAAUUGUGCUGGAAAGCUUGGUUUGUCUUCUCUUCAGAAGAUAACUGUUGCACUUAGGAUGCUUGCUUAUGGAGUAGCCGCUGAUUUUAUAGAUGAAUAUAUUUGGCAUGCAUUUUUUGGAUUACCUGGGUCUCAUAAUGAUAUCAACGUGCUAGAAAGGUCUUUUGUAUUUACCGAACUUGCUCAAGGACGUGCUCCUGCAAUCAAUUACACCAUCAAUGGUAAUGAAUAUACGAUGGGAUACUAUCUCGCCAAUGGUAUAUAUCCACAAUGGUCAACAUUUGUGAAAACAAUUCCUUCUCCUCAAGGAAAUAAGAAAAAACUUUUUGCUGCAGCUCAAGAGGCGACAAGAAAAGAUGUAGAACGUGCAUUUGGAGUGCUUCAAGCACGAUUUGCAAUUGUGCAUCGACUGGCACGUUUUUGGAAUACUAAAAUGCUUAAAUAUAUUAUGAAGGCGUGCAUAAUUCUACAUAAUAUGAUCAUUGAGGAUGAGCGGGAUGACAAUGGAGUAAAAGACUUCAAUUAUGAUCAAAUCGAUGACAGUCCCCAUGUAACAGUGUUACAGGAGAGAACUACUGAACUUAUGGCAUUCAUUCAGUGUCAUCAUAACAUUAGAGACAGGCAAACACAUUCUCAUCUCCAAUCGGACCUUGUCGAACACUUGUGGCAAUUACAUAGUGAGUUGUAA
Molecule: messenger RNA, 1020 nt
Organism: Camellia sinensis
Lineage: Eukaryota; Viridiplantae; Streptophyta; Magnoliopsida; Ericales; Theaceae
Source: RefSeq, a predicted model, not a curated record